Molecule: messenger RNA, 1411 nt
Organism: Asparagus officinalis (garden asparagus)
Lineage: Eukaryota; Viridiplantae; Streptophyta; Magnoliopsida; Asparagales; Asparagaceae
Product: phospho-2-dehydro-3-deoxyheptonate aldolase 1, chloroplastic
Exons: 5
Coding region: 90-1064 (324 amino acids)
Biological process (GO): aromatic amino acid biosynthetic process
Molecular function (GO): 3-deoxy-7-phosphoheptulonate synthase activity
Source: RefSeq, a predicted model, not a curated record
CCUUUUUGCUUCAGGGAGGAGAUUGUGCUGAGAGCUUCAAGGAGUUUAAUGCGAAUAAUAUUAGGGAUACUUUCAGGAUUUUGCUGCAGAUGGGGGCUGUUCUUAUGUUUGGGGGUCAGAUGCCUGUGAUUAAGGUAGGGAGGAUGGCUGGUCAGUUUGCAAAGCCAAGGUCGGACUCAUUCGAGGUGAAGGAUGGGGUGAAGCUUCCAAGCUACAGAGGGGACAACAUCAACGGCGAUGCCUUUGAUGAGAAGUCAAGGACUCCCGAUCCUCAAAGGAUGAUUCGUGCCUACUGCCAGGCUGCUGCAACUCUCAAUCUCCUCCGGGCCUUUGCAACGGGAGGUUAUGCUGCCAUGCAGAGAGUUACUCAGUGGAAUCUCGAUUUCACGGAGCACAGCGAGCAAGGGGACAGAUACCGGGAGUUAGCAAAUCGUGUUGAUGAAGCACUAGGGUUCAUGUCUGCAGCCGGGCUCACAGUUGAUCACCCAAUCAUGACCACCACUGAUUUUUGGACGUCCCAUGAGUGUCUUCUCCUCCCAUAUGAGCAAUCACUCACCCGAGAAGACUCUACCAGUGGCCUCUUCUAUGACUGUUCAGCCCACAUGCUCUGGGUUGGCGAGCGAACUCGGCAACUUGAUGGAGCUCAUGUCGAGUUCCUCCGAGGUGUCGCUAAUCCUUUGGGCAUCAAGGUAAGUGAUAAGAUGGACCCAAAGGAGCUGGUGAAGUUGAUCGAGAUUUUGAACCCACAGAACAAACCAGGAAGAAUCACUAUUAUCACGAGGAUGGGUGCGGAGAACAUGAGAGUGAAAUUGCCUCAUUUGAUCAGAGCAGUUAGAGGAGGCGGGCAGAUUGUUACUUGGGUUAGUGAUCCUAUGCACGGGAACACCAUCAAGGCUCCAUGUGGUCUCAAGACUCGUCCAUUUGAUGCAAUCCGGGCAGAAGUGAGGGCAUUCUUCGAUGUUCAUGAUCAAGAGGGCAGCCACCCUGGCGGUGUCCACCUGGAGAUGACAGGGCAAAAUGUGACUGAGUGUAUCGGUGGGAUCCUGCACUGUGACCUUCGAUGAUCUGAGCUCCCGCUACCACACUCACUGUGACCCAAGGCUGAACGCUUCACAGUCCCUUGAGCUCUCCUUCAUCAUCGCUGAGAGACUUCGUAGGAGGAGGAUCGCCUCUGGUUUUCAGCUGCCACUUAACCCAACCUUCGGGUUUUAAUUUCACUAUUAUUUGAAUAUAUGGAGAGCUUGGGUUUUGGGGGAGUUUUUUUUAUCUGUUAGUUGUUAUAAGUGCGUACACGAGGUUCAGAACUUUAUGUUUGAGAGAGAUAUAUGUAUGUUUUAGUGCGAGCACAGACGUAUGCGUCCGGGCAUCGGAAAUAUAAUAAAAUCAGCAUUAGAGAAUGUUUUAAGAGUUA